Messenger RNA from Prunus avium (sweet cherry), 1825 nucleotides. It is a transcript of the gene IPT5, whose product is annotated as isopentenyltransferase 5. Lineage: Eukaryota; Viridiplantae; Streptophyta; Magnoliopsida; Rosales; Rosaceae. Gene Ontology annotation, molecular function: tRNA dimethylallyltransferase activity. The record is from RefSeq and is a predicted model, not a curated record. Gene Ontology annotation, cellular component: mitochondrion. Gene Ontology annotation, biological process: tRNA modification; cytokinin biosynthetic process.
CAUCUUUCUGUCUCUGGUUUUUCUCUCCUCUCUUUCUCUACGGCAAGAAGCUCUUGUGCCUGCCAGUGCCAGGCCAUUUUUAUAUCAACAAGUCGCCGCUUUUUUUUAAAGGUUUCUAUUAAUUACAAUGAGAAAUUUCAUGUCUGCCUGCAAGCAAGUACAGCCUAUGGUGAGCUUCCAAGGCCCUCCUGGCUUGCCCAGCAUCAACAUGGAUCCUUUUUUCCGGCGAAAAGAUAAGGUUGUUUUUGUAAUGGGAGCCACCGGAACUGGCAAGUCCAGGCUUGCCAUAGACCUCGCAACCCUUUACCGCGCUGAGAUUAUAAACUCGGACAAAAUGCAAGUCUACAAAGGCUUGGACAUCGUCACCAACAAAGUCACUGAAGAGGAGUGUAGAGGCAUACCUCACCACUUGCUUGGAAAUAUCGAUCCAAACUUCAACUUCACAGCCAAUGAUUUCAAGCAGCAUGCAUCCUUGGCUAUCGAAGAGAUCUUGGAGCGCGACAGGCUCCCCAUCAUCGCCGGUGGCUCGAAUUCCUACAUCGAAGCUCUGGUGGACGACCACCCCGAGUUCAGAAUGAAGUACGAGUGUUGCUUUAUAUGGGUAGAUGUGGCGCUGCCGGUGCUCAACUCUUUUGUAUCGGAGAGAGUGGAUCGGAUGGUGAAGGCCGGUUUGGUGGAAGAGGUGAGGAGAAUGUUCGAUUCCACUGCUGAAGCAGAAUAUACUCACGGAAUCAGGAAGGCUAUAGGCAUGCCUGAAAUGGAUGAGUAUUUGCGGGGCGAGGCUUGUGGUAUCAACGAUGAGGAAACGCAAGAGAGGCUUCUUCAAACAGCUAUUUCCAAAAUUAAAGAAAACCCUUGCAUUUUGGCACACCGCCAAUUGCAAAAGAUUCGUCGGCUCUGCAGCCGUCGAAACUGGAACAUGCAUCGCCUCGACGCCACAGAAGUAUUCUUAGAGCAACGGGUGGAGGCCGAUCAAGCAUGGGAAAAACACGUGGCAAGACCCGCCACGAGGAUGGUUGGUAACUUCCUUGUAGACCCAAUGCCCACAAUUCUUCCAUCCGACGCUCUUGCCACAGCCACCGCGACUACCACCACGACUGUUCUUGCCACAUCUAUGCCCGCCGUGGCCACCGCAACCCGCUAGAUAGAGUAAGUAGGGUCUGGCUCAAUUCGACAUGACGCCACGUGGCAGGCUGCAGCUUUUUUUUUUUCCUUCUUUGUCAAUUUGUUCUCAUCUUAAUCAUCGGCUGUGACUCUAUGGUAAAAAAAAAAAAACAAACAAACAAAAGAGAAAUCAGAAAAAGAACAAAAAGAAAAGACAUAGUUACGGUGAGAGUCGUUGUCAGGUGGUUAAGUUUGCCUUUUUUACAUUGGGUGGCCGUACAGUUGGAAGCAUUUUAGAAAUCCGUGCUGGGUGGCUGCUGCUUUAAAAAGUUGGAAAAGGGUUCGAGAUUCUCUGCUUGCACGCUCUCGCUGGGCCUUCUUCUUCCUUUCACUUUUCUGUGUCGUCCGUCCGUACUGCGCUGUGCGGUGCGCCUGCAAAUCAAUCAUCAAUCAUCAAUAUUGAUGGCAUGGUGAAAAGAGACUGUGGGGCCCAUCCAUAUAUGUGAGUGAGAGUCGUCCAAUAAGCUCUGGGCCCCAUUUAUUGUGUAAUGUAUAUGAGUCAGCAGAGAGAGAGAGGUGGUUUUUUUUUUUGUUUUUUGGCCUUUUUCAUUGUGUGCCGUACGUCUUUUUGACAUGGAGCUCUUCCCUUCUUACCUCCUUUUCUUUUUCAAAUGUAUAUUGCUAAUUUGCUAUGGUAUAUAUGAGAUUGGGGAUUUGGGAA